UCAAAUAAAUUAUAUCACAUUCAAAGUACUGUUUGGCUGUUUGGGUGAUAAACUUCAGAAUUAGUUAUAAUGAUUCCACUGUUGGUUCUCGUGCUUCUGCUGUGGACACCCCCCUCCUGUCAGUCUCAGUGUACAGGAUUGUAUGGCAGUGUUUGCUGCUCUGGUUACAUGCUUGAUAAAGCUUUGAAUCGAUGCAUAAAAUGUCCUGAUGGCUUUGUGGGUGACAAAUGUACAAGACAAUGCCUGUUUCCAACAUACGGAUUUCGAUGUCAAGGCAAUUGUGAUUGCGCCAAACAUUUAUGUGACUUCAGUAAGGGAUGUAUAAGGCGGACAACUACAGUGAAACAAAUUAAAAGUACAACAAAAGAUAUAGAAACAACAUCUGUUACCGAGUUAAAACAACAGGAGACCAAUUCUCUCUUAAUCCCAACAAGUACAGGUGAACCUAUGCAUUCCACACAUGAUUUUGCUGAACAUAUUUUCCGUACUUCUGCAACAAUUACUGGUACAACAGCGCUAAAUAACUUUUGGAAUUUCCAGAAUAUCAUGAUAGCAGGAAUGUGUGGCAUAUGUUGCCUUAUUCUAAUAAUUGUCUGUCUACAUUUUACAUGUCAUUACCACAACAGAAACAAAUCCAGCAUUACAAAAGACAAGAAUAAUAAGUCGAUUCAGCACGAUUCUGAGGACCAUUACUUUGAAAUAGAAUUAUCAAACUCUGCAAUUGGCACUAGACCUCCCCUUUCGCAAGGCAUUUUAUUUGAGGGCUUGACAAAAGCAAAAAUAACACAUUUGAAUUCCAGCUCAUAUUUGAUAGAAUUUCAUGGCGUUGAAUCUAAAUUGACCGAGGAAGGCAACAAACCAUUCCGUUUGGAAUAUCAAGCAACAAUACAAGAGAAUCCAACAGAGGGAGGUUACAUAGCACCAAACUACCAAACGGAGAUGAAUAAAACGCACAGUGAAAAAGAUACAACAGAGAACAGCGACUCGGACUUAAAAACAGGUCAAGACUAUUUAUCUGUUGUAGCUGAUCACAAAGUGUGAAUGGACUAUCAUAUUAACCUUUGUUUAUUAAUCAGAUCAGUGAAAAGCAUACAUUGUAUAGCUUGUCUAACAUCACGGUUGAAUUUUUUCAACCUCGCAUUCAACAAUUACUUAAUUUCAAUUUUAAAUUAUGUACUUAAUUAAUAUGUCAAGUGGUUUAUCGAGUCACAAUUUACUUAAUUAUUGUUUCCUUGUCAAUGUAUAUAUUUAGUCGCUAAAACACAAUCCACGUAUAUUCCUAAACUGUUUCAAUAUGUUUUUAAAUCAUAAAAAGAGUCCAGUUGUAUUUGAGAUGAAUUUCAAUUUACAUAACGUCUUUCUCAAACAUAGACAGACAUUCGUCAUCUACGUAGUUGGUCUUUUCAAGUACAUCGCCAAACGCUAUAAAUCAUUGGAUUCCGAGCAACACUGAAGAGACUUUAUGAAUACCCUUGUAUUAAGUUUGUCUCUUCAUUGCCAUAGAAGGGAAUAACUAAAUAUAAUCCUCUUUUGACGAUUUAUAACAGAAAAUAAUGCUUUGAACUAUAGGCUGUUGCAAUUUACGAUUUUCCAAUGAAAUUAAUUAGCAAAUAUUUCAAAAAAGAUAUAAACAUAUUUUAACUGAAAGUAUGUUGAUCUUCUUUUUAGGGGGGAGGGGGCACAUUCUCUUAUUGUCAACAUCGAUUAUUUUUUGACGGUUGUAAAACUUUACAAGGAACAAAAAAUAUUUACAAUGAUAAAUUAUCAAAAGGUUCGCAGAUAAAUCUGUAGUUUUUUAGUUUAGGGAAAAUAAAAGGUAUUUAUUUUUGAAUUCAUAAAAAUAGUACAUGUAUUUUUGUUAGUAGAUUUUAUUAAUCAACAUUGAAUUUACUAGCUUAUAUCAUCUCUCGGACAAGGUACAAAAUGAAAACACAGUGCAGAAGUAAUCAUAUGAACAUACAAAAAGACACUAGCUCUCCUACGGCUGUUAUCAGAAAAUCGAACUUUCUCGCCGUGGGUAUUUACUUUCCCUUUUGCUGCUCCGUCGCGUUUGAAGAAUACCUGUGAUUGCUCAUUCACACCAAGGGGUGCAACAUGAUAUAUGUUUCGAGGUUACCUGUGCACUCUUGAACAACCCUUGAAGUACUUGAGGGGUAUAGUGUAUGUCUCCUAAGCUUCUCAGCGGGAGAGCUAGGGUGCGUGCUUAUUAUAAAAACGACCGAAACAAAAACUUGGUCAUCAGUCUGAGUCUAGCAGACCAACGACUAAACUAAAGUAAAUCCAAGCAUUUACUCCCAAAUUAUGUCCGACUUGACGCUAAUCUGCCCACCACAAGGGAAAUCUCUUGCUGAUGAUUUUGCAGAGCAUAUCAAUAACUGGGUCGAGAAAAGGAUGCAACAGUCGAUGUCCGACAUCGAAUUUAAAAGACAAAUGUCCGUGGAUAAGAUGUCUAAAGAACAAAAAGACCUUCUGAAAGACAUUGCUAAAAUAAGAAAUGUGAAAGAAACUGGAAAAGGAAGGAAGAAACCAACUAUGUUGUUAUCCGGUCCUACUUUUCUUGCUUCAGAAAAGGCACGACUUCAAAAAUUGAAGGAAAAUACGAACAAGGACAAUUAUCGUUCGGAUGGCAAUAGUUCGGAUGACGGCUCUAGUGUAUACUCACUGGAAGAUGACGAGGAAGAAAUUCCGUCACCGAAGUCCAACUCUGUGUCAAAGUACAAAUCAAACAUCUCAGUUUUGUCAUCCAAAGCGAAGAGCGCUAAGAAGUCGUCUUAUGAAGAUAGACUGCGAGAGGCCCGAAUUGACAAUCUUCAGAGGAGAUAUUCAGCGCAAGUUCGAACCGAGCCUAUAGUGAAUGUGAACAGGAGACUGAAAUACGACAAAAAAUGAUAGCUGUGUUGGAGAAAGUAUCGCUAUAAACUUCGUAUCAGUAACUGGUGCUGCGGUCAGGUGACUUCGAAUGGUGCUCACAAGUGAAGCCAAACCUAGAAUGUGUAUCAAUCUUAUAAGGUGCUACGUGAUGUCAAAGUUGGUCAUAAGAAGACUGUAUAAAACUACUGAAUCCGCUAAAUUGGUCUCUGUAUAAUCAAGUGUUUGACGAAAUAGAUGGCUAUUUUUAUUUUAUUUUUGAAAGCCACGUAAACAGUUUUGUACUACAUGUAUAUGUAAUGACUAAGUUUUACAACUUAUUGUGCAAUAAUUAAUCACCCUCUUUGUUCAAACACAUACUUUGAGUGGGAUGUAUUUACACAGAUGUGAAUAAUCUUAUAAUUUUCUGUUGCAUUCUUGAUUGUGUAAAACAUGCCAGUUAAUUUAAUAAAAUAUUCUUUAAAAACUAAUAAUAUGAUGGUUUUUUUUUUCCAUUUUACAGCUAUAAAAUUAAGGUCUCAAAAGAAUCUUCCGAUUUAAGAAAAUGGAAAUUCAAUGUUUAAAUAAGGUCUUCAUUCAUUAUUUUAUUGUGUAUAAACCCAAACUGAAACGACCCACGCUUCUUUCACCUAGUAUUCUAAACAUUAAUAAAUCUUAUUUUGACAUUAUUACAAGAUGUUACUAAUUCAUGCUGUGUGCAUGUGUAGUUCCAAUCUUCAAUAUUUAGAAACAAGAUUUUUCUACAUUUGG
Messenger RNA from Saccostrea cuccullata (small rock oyster), 3618 nucleotides. RefSeq lists its product as uncharacterized. Bases 70 to 1041 code for a protein of 323 amino acids. NCBI's taxonomy places the organism in Eukaryota, Metazoa, Mollusca, Bivalvia, Ostreida, Ostreidae. The record is from RefSeq and is a predicted model, not a curated record. The transcript is spliced from 4 exons.